Molecule: messenger RNA, 306 nt
Organism: Talaromyces rugulosus
Lineage: Eukaryota; Fungi; Ascomycota; Eurotiomycetes; Eurotiales; Trichocomaceae
Exons: 3
Coding region: 1-306 (101 amino acids)
Biological process (GO): RNA splicing; spliceosomal snRNP assembly
Cellular component (GO): U2 snRNP; U5 snRNP; U4/U6 x U5 tri-snRNP complex
Molecular function (GO): RNA binding
Source: RefSeq, a predicted model, not a curated record
AUGGCCGACGCAAAGAUCCAGGAUCUUUUGAACAAGCCUCGCAACGAUCUCACUGAAUAUGAAAUCGCGCUUGUCGAAGAGCAUGAGCUCACUGCCGGACCUCUCUCUCUGCUUCAAACUGCCACGCGCACCCACACACAAGUACUGAUUUCUUGCCGCAACAACCGCAAGCUCCUCGCCCGAGUCAAAGCCUUUGAUCGCCACUGCAACAUGGUACUGGAGAAUGUCAAGGAGAUGUGGACGGAAAAACCCAAGGGUGGCAAGGGCCGCGGGGUAAACAAGGAUCGCUUUAUCAGCAAGAUGUAA